AUGAGGAAGGUGUUCAGAGUGUUCAGGCGUUCAGAGAUGCAGCCUUUCGCUAUUCUGCUCUGGGGCCUUUUGGUUUUCUGCAGCUGUUCUUCUUCAGAUUCGAGUGCAGAUUUUACUGUAACUCAGACUCCGUCUGCACUCACAGUGAAGGAUGGAGGCUCUGUUACCAUCACCUGCUGCUGGGAUAAAAGCAUCCCUGGAGUGAAAGUGAGAUGGUUAAAAGAUGAUCAACACACUGGAGUCUGGAGUGAUAAACGCCUUCAUACAGGAAUACAGAGUAACUGCACAGUGUUGUCUAUAAAAAGCCCCUGUACAAAUCAUACAGGGCUCUAUAUCUGUGAAGUUACGCAAGACGUACCAGUGCUGGUUAUUAGAAAAGGAAUAGGGACGACUGUAGAAUUCACGGAAGAAAUUAAGUGUAAAGCCAAUGAGUCUGCACAGAGUCCAACCACGCAGACUCCAGCUCUUACACCGACAGGACCCUUACCUUCAAAACUGCCGGUGGUGGAGGUGUCCGUGUCCGGCGCUCUGGCUCUGAUAUUCCUCUGUGUGUCUCUGGCUGUGUGGAGAACCUGCAGAAAACCAGAGAGGGUGGUCAUACGGGAGGGUCCUCCGAGUGAAGGAGACGAGCCAGAGGUCAGCGAGGAGGACGACAGCUCCAGGAACUCCAGAGGAUCCACUCAGUGGUACAUGGUUCCGGUGUACGAGUCCUACUUUGAUCUGCAGAGGAACGAUGAAGAAUCAAAAGAAGAACACCCGUCCAAAGGAGAAGAGUCAGCGAAAGAAGACGAGUCGGUGAAAGACGAGGAGUCAGCAAAGCGACAGUCGGUGAAGCGACAGUCGGUGAAACGGCAGUCGGUGAUGCAAAAGUCAAUCAAGUCGAUCAAACGCGGCUGGAGUAAAAAGUCUAACGGCCCUGAUAAGCAAUAGGAGCGUUCAGACCUGUCAGGUUAGCGCUGCGCCAGCAGCAUCCCUGAAGGGGAACGGGGUUCCGUCUCUGGUUCUUCCCUCCGUUCUCUCUCUUUAACAGCUUCCUGUGAUGCUAACAAGGCUAACAAAUGGUGAAAACGGCAGGCUGUUCAAACCAAGCAUUAGUUUUUCUCUUUCUUUUGCUCUGUUUUGUUUCUUUCAUUCCUCUUUCUUGCUGUCUUUAUAUCAUACACUAGCCACACUGUAGUCCUGCAAAAUGGUUUCCUUCCUUCUUUCUUUCAUUCUGUCAUGCCUAGAAAAGGGUAGAAACUAGCAGUCUGUUAAGCCUAUGUGUUAUUUUUCUCUCUUUCUUUUGUUCCUUUUCAUUUCGUUCGUUUCUUUCUCACUCCUGCUGUAUAUUAGCCAUACCAGAGUCCUGUAAAAUGAUAGUUUAAGUUUGUAUUUUUAUUUAAUUAUGUCUUUUUAUUCACUUAUCCAAGAAUGCCAGCAGUAGGUGGAAACUAUG
Colossoma macropomum (tambaqui) is the source of this 1435-nucleotide messenger RNA. RefSeq lists its product as uncharacterized. The coding region runs from base 1 to 930 and encodes 309 amino acids. Lineage: Eukaryota; Metazoa; Chordata; Actinopteri; Characiformes; Serrasalmidae. The record is from RefSeq and is a predicted model, not a curated record. The transcript has 5 exons.